Molecule: messenger RNA, 942 nt
Organism: Dothidotthia symphoricarpi CBS 119687
Lineage: Eukaryota; Fungi; Ascomycota; Dothideomycetes; Pleosporales; Dothidotthiaceae
Exons: 1
Coding region: 1-942 (313 amino acids)
Source: RefSeq, a predicted model, not a curated record
AUGUGCUUCUCUAUCUUUGCUCAUUCUCGACGAGCCUUGCGAUCUAGGAAGCCCAAACCCACUGUGGCUCAUGCAGACCCGGCCAUACCCUCACCUGAUGGCAAGUGCCAUUUCUUCCGCCUGCCGGGUGAACUCCGAAACAUGAUAUAUGCGUACGCCCUGAGUAGUGACCAUCCGGUCCGCUAUAUCCUCGACACGGACAACGUAGGUCACCUUUGCAGUUUUCCGAUCCCUGCAAACAACUGGAUCGGUAACUAUUGGUUGCCCGAUAGCGAACAUAACGCUGUCCGUGAAUGGAUAAUUUGGAACAUGUUAAAGUUCGCCAAUCGGCAGUUGUACAAUGAAACACAUAAUCUCACCCUUCGGUACAACGAACUAUUCUUCGGAUGUAUCACUGACCUAUCAGAUUUCCUCGAUGUCUGCCCAGCACACUUUCACAGCAGAUUUGGCAUCAUUUGGAUCAAACUUGGCAUAGCUCGGUCACCCGCCAGUGCUGUAAUCGACGCAGAUCCGGCUGAAGUGGAAAACGUAUUUCGAUUCUGCCGUGAUAAUCCUCAUGUAUCUGUGCGAGAUCUGGACAUGUCAUUAAUCGUUGAUCAAGGUUCAUUCGUGCUCAGAGUUGUUGACAUACAGAUGCUUGCCAGAAAAAGCACCGAGUUCCUACAGAAGUUCAUCUCUUCAGCAAGGUAUCAGCAAACUCUAAUAGAUUUCUUUCUGAGAGAUAAUCAUGUAAAAAGCUUAGAUGCCUUUGCCUGGGACUUUCCGUCGAACUAUCGUUUUUGGGCUUCGCCAAGGAGGGAGCCUGGGGAAACGAUCAUGGAAACGUUCAUCAGGCUCACUUCCAAUAUGGAUUAUAUCCCACGGCGGGCAUUUCCAGACACUCCUGGUAAACUGGAAAGAUGGACCACUAUGGCAAAAGACAUAUUCGAGAAUGGUAUUUGA